AUGUCUUUCCUGGCCUCCGACUUCUCGCCGCUGUUCCGGCUCAUCGAUAACUACGAUAAGCGUGGACUCCACCAAACUUGCUCCACUCCCCGGGCUCCGCGCCGCACCUUCGCCCCAGCUUUCGAUGUGCGCGAGCUCGACGAUGGCUACUACCUGGAUGGCGAACUCCCAGGUGUGAGCCAAGACAACAUCGAAAUUGAAUUCAGCGACCCCACAACGCUGGUCAUCAAGGGCCGCACAGAACGCGACUAUAAGACCUCUGAGCCUAAGCUCACUUUGGAGCCCUCAGCAGAGACCCUCCGUGAAUCGUCGCCGCGCCAGCGCCAACCUACAGUCGAAGAUGAAGAUGAAUCUGAUUCCAACGACUCUGACUCCACACCCUCCGUGACUUCUGCCUCGGUCAAGUCCACUCCCGUUCCAACUCAACCACAGACUUUCAAGCCCCAUUACUGGGCCUCGGAACGUUCCAUCGGCGACUUCCAGCGCACCUUCUCUUUCUCCAACCGCGUUGACCAGGAUGGGGUGCGUGCCAGCUUGAGAAAUGGUGUCUUGUCCAUCGUGGUCCCCAAAGAGAUUGCACCCAAGCCCAAGAAGAUCCGCAUUGAAUAG
Messenger RNA from Penicillium verhagenii, 609 nucleotides. RefSeq names its product Hsp20/alpha crystallin family protein. NCBI's taxonomy places the organism in Eukaryota, Fungi, Ascomycota, Eurotiomycetes, Eurotiales, Aspergillaceae. The transcript has a single exon. Gene Ontology annotation, biological process: protein complex oligomerization; protein folding; response to hydrogen peroxide. The coding region runs from base 1 to 609 and encodes 202 amino acids. The record is from RefSeq and is a predicted model, not a curated record.